AUGUCAAAGUACGAGGAAGGUCACCACCUCGACAGCGAAAAGUACGAGACCGGUCAUGGCCAGCAGAUGCGAGACUUUACAGUCGACUCGCCCCAUAUGGCGGCAGAACAGGAAGGUCUGAAGCGCGACCUGCGCCUCCGCCACAUGAUCAUGAUUGCCAUCUCGGGCACUAUUGGCACAGGUCUCUUCCUUACUUCUGGAAAUACCAUCGCUACCGCCGGACCAGGUGGUGCCUUGCUGGCGUACGCGAUGAUCGGGUUGUGGCUGGUCUUUGUCUGCCAGGCCAUUGGCGAGGUUUCUACCCUCCUCCCCCUGCCCGGUGCAUUCAACGCCUGGGGCGCUCGCGUCUUUGACGAGGCCUUCUCUUUCCAAAUGACUUGGAUGUACGCUAUCAACUGGUUACUCACAAUCCCUGCCGAGCUCUCCGCAUCCGCAAUCAUUGUCCAGUACUGGCUCCCCGCAGACUCGUCUUUCCCACCAUGGGUCGUACCAUUGAUCAUCAUCAUUGUCAUGGUCAUUAUUAACCUGGUCGGUGUCCGCGCCUACGGAGAGCUCGAGUACUGGUUCUCGAUCCUCAAAGUCCUCACUAUCAUCAUCUUCAUCAUCUGCGCCAUCCUCGUCGAUGCUGGACUUGUCGGUCAAAAAGUCAAGUAUGGAAUGGACGCCUGGCAUAUCGAUGGUGCACCCUUCAAGGGCGGCUUUAUGGGAUUCGUCAAGACUUUGGUAUCCGUCGGCUAUGCUUAUGGUGGGUCGGAAAUGACGGGUGUCACGGCGGCCGAGUCGCGCAACCCUCACAAGCAUGUCCCCCGUGCCGUCAACACCGUCCUCCUGAGAAUCGCAUUCUUCUACAUCAUCUCCAUCUUCCUGCUGGGCUCGAUUAUCCGCAACGAUGACCCUAAACUGGACAAUGCCGAGGGCACAGCCGCCGCAGCACCAUUCACGAUCGUCUUCCUGAUGGCCGGCAUGACCGCCGCCGCAAACUACAUGAACGCCGUCGUCUUCACCUCCGUCUUCUCAGCCAUCAACUCGGACUUCUACGUCUCCACCCGCAUGCUCCUCUCUCUCGCCAGAAACGGUUGGGCACAUAAACAAAUCGGUUAUACAAACUCCCGUGGCGUCCCUGUGGUCGCCCUAGCAAUCGUCACCCUCUGCUCCUGCCUCUCGCUCAUCACCAUCUUUGUCGGCUCAGGCGUCGUCUUUGCCUGGUUCGUCUCCAUCAUCGGCUCAAUCAUCUUCCAAUCCUGGAUCCUCAUCCUCUUCCUCCACUUCCGCUUCCGAGCCUGCUGGAAGGCCCAAGGCCGCGACCCCAGUGACCUACCCUACCGGUCUUGGGGGUACCCAUACGGAAACAUCCUCGCAACCGUUAUCGGCGUCUGCUGUAUCGUCGCAACCUGCUACCUCUCCGUCAUCAACCCUCCCAAGAACCCCGGCCCAGGUGCAUCAGUGCAAGAUACCAGCGACUAUCGCAAGGCACGCGAUAGCUAUGCACAGAACUUGUUGGGUGCUUGGUUCCCUUGGGUCUGCUCCGCCUUGUUGUAUUUCGGUUACAAGAUUGUGCGAAAGACAAAGAUUGUCAAGGCUGAAGAGGCUGAUUUGGACACCGGACGGUUUAUCCCGACCGAGAGCGAUAAGGAGGACCUCAACAAGAAGGGUCCCCUUUGGAAGCGUAUUCUCUCAUUCCUCAUCUAA
Messenger RNA from Linnemannia hyalina, 1689 nucleotides. Lineage: Eukaryota; Fungi; Mortierellomycota; Mortierellomycetes; Mortierellales; Mortierellaceae. The record is from the annotation of a GenBank genome assembly.